AUGUGCAAAAGUUUCUGUUCGAGCUUAUCUGGCCCAACACUCCAAUGGUACACGAAUCUCCCGAACGGAUCCAUCAAUUCAUUCGCUCAACUCACCGACACAUUUGUUGAACAGUUCGCCAGUAGCAAGAAACUCGAGAAGCUGUUGGUUGACCUAUACAGAGUAUACCAGAGAAGGGGAGAGCCACUGAGAGAGUAUGUUAGCAGGUUUAACAAAGAGAAGAUCUCCAUCCCUGCAUGUAACCUUGAGACAACCGUAGAUGUCUUCAAGAAGGGUCUCCUCCCGGACGGAGAGCUAUACAAAGAACUUACAAAGCUGGGUUACACCACAAUGAAAGAUGCCCUGGCCCGGGCAGUGAUCCAAAUAAGGUGGGAGGAGGAUGAGAUAAACCAAACGAUUUACUCCAGAUACGAUUCAAGGUGGAAUGACAUGAAGCCAGAACACAGGCCAGUGGAGCACCGCUACAAACCCCCAGCAUGCAAGCUCAAUCCCAAGGCAAGGAGAGAUAAGACCAAAUGGUGCGAGUUCCACGACAAUCAUGGGCACAAUAUCGCAGACUGCAUCACCUUACGGCUAGAGGUCGCUGCACUUCUAAAGAGGGGACAUCUCCGGGAUUUGCUAACCGAUAAGGGGAAGAACACCAUUAGCCAUAAGAGUUCAAAAGAACCAUCACCACCUCCGCGAGAACCUACACCAAAAGGUUUCUAUUCGCUCAUCUCUGGAGGAUCAGAGAUCAGUGGAGUAAGCUACUCAUCGGCCAAGCGAUAUGCCAAAGCCAACCACCACCAUGAAGUCCAGUCCAUCCAUACGAUCUCGCGGUCACACACUCAUCAGGUAAUUCAGUUUGAAGAUGAAGAGUCGAUUGUCUUGGCCGCUCCUCAUCACGAUGCCCUAGUCAUCUCCCUGCAGGUCACCAACAUCCUAGUAAAAAGAGUAUUCGCAGAUGGAGGCUCUUCAGUAAACAUCCUAUUUCUCAAAACAGUGACGGCUAUGGGAUUUGAAGAGACAAACAUCAGCAGGCGGCCGACGCUGCUAGUUGUUUUCAGCUCUGAGCAGAAGUAUACUAUCGGGGAGAUCAUCCUCCCUAUCUACGCCGACGGAGUUAAUAAACAAACCAUUUUUCUGGUAAUCGACAGCCCCUCGUCAUACAACAUCAUCUUGGGCUGA
Messenger RNA from Pistacia vera, 1167 nucleotides. RefSeq lists its product as uncharacterized. The coding region runs from base 1 to 1167 and encodes 388 amino acids. The transcript has 2 exons. Lineage: Eukaryota; Viridiplantae; Streptophyta; Magnoliopsida; Sapindales; Anacardiaceae. The record is from RefSeq and is a predicted model, not a curated record.